Hevea brasiliensis (rubber tree) is the source of this 2385-nucleotide messenger RNA. Its product is annotated as DNA-(apurinic or apyrimidinic site) endonuclease, chloroplastic. The coding region runs from base 434 to 1885 and encodes 483 amino acids. Gene Ontology annotation, biological process: base-excision repair. The transcript has 12 exons. Lineage: Eukaryota; Viridiplantae; Streptophyta; Magnoliopsida; Malpighiales; Euphorbiaceae. The record is from RefSeq and is a predicted model, not a curated record. Gene Ontology annotation, cellular component: nucleus. Gene Ontology annotation, molecular function: endonuclease activity; double-stranded DNA 3'-5' DNA exonuclease activity; DNA binding.
UUUAUCAAAUUUCUGUUUGGUCACCUGGAAAAUUAGGGGCAAAAGAGUGUCCUGAUAGUGAAUGCUUUCAUCUGAAAUCAACACUAAUCUUAUUUUUCCCAUACAUUUACUUCGUAUUUCAAAUGGGAAUUUUUACAUUUUUCUUUUUUGGAUUGGGGGGUGUAGGGGCCAUUUGUCUAUCCUUUUAAUUGCGAAAGCUCGGCAUUUGAAGUAGUAAAGCUUUAGUUAGCCAUUGUUUCAUAUUAAAGUCAAAAUUUUUGGUAAUUUUCCUAUCGGAAAUUGAAGAUUUUUUCUUUUCAGUUUCAUUUUUCUUGGCUUUUUUUCAUAUCUGUUGGAUAAAAAGGAAAUGCAGACGUGACUGAUUUUUGUUAGCUUUGCAGCAAGACCAAGACAGUUGACUACUGAAUCAUUAGUUUCUUUGAAAGUGGGAAGAAUGAGUUCUAAACGACCGCUUUCGAAUCCAUCAGCACACUCAUCCUCAAUCGUUGAGGAAAAGAAGAAUAAGAAACUGAAAGGGUUAGAGCUUGCAAUCCCCAAUUCUGAAGGUAUUGUUGUCAAGGAAAAUUAUCCUAAAAUUCAGUCAGUUGAAAUUCAAAGUAUCAAGGAUGAUCCUUCAAAAAUUGAGGCAAUGACAGUUCAAGAACUUAGAACAACAUUGAGGAAUGUUGGUAUCCCUGCCAAAGGUCGUAAAUCUGACCUUGUAGCUGCAUUAAAGCAUUUUGUGGUCAAGAACUUGGAUGGUCAAGGCUCUCAGCAAGCAGAAGAACAUAUAUCCUCUAUUUUUACAGAAAAUAUUUCACUGCAAAAUAAAGCUGGUAAUGUACCGGAUGAAACCAUCAAUACUGUUUCAGAGGUUUCAAGUUUUAAACAGAUAAAGAGAAGGGUUAAACAAUUCCCUGCCAAGGAUGAAACAGUCAAAGUUGAUGCUGAAAUUAUCACAACAAAAGAGAAACUCUCAACUAAAACGGCUGAAGUCUCAGUUACCAUACCUCAAGCUGAACCCUGGACAAUUCUUGCUCACAAGAAGCCUCAGAAAUGUUGGAUUCCAUAUAAUCCCAGAACCAUGAGGCCUCCGCCUCUUGCUGAGGAUGCAAAGUUUGUGAAGCUAAUGUCUUGGAAUGUCAAUGGGUUAAAAGCAUUGUUAAAGUCAGAGGGAUUCUCUGCUGUUGAACUUGCCCAAAGAGAAAAUUUUGAUGUGUUGUGCUUCCAAGAGACCAAACUACAGGAGAAGGAUGUGGAGUCUAUCAAACAGUGUCUGAUAGAUGGGUACGAGAAUAGCUUCUGGACAUGUAGUCAUUCCAAACUUGGUUAUUCAGGCACUGCAAUUGUCUCUCGGAUAAAGCCACUUUCCGUGAGCUAUGGUCUAGGCAUACCAGAUCAUGAUAGCGAGGGAAGACUUGUUACAGCAGAAUUUGAUUCAUUCUAUUUAAUUAAUGCCUAUGUUCCCAACUCUGGAGAUGGCUUGAAAAGACUGUCAUACAGGGUUACACAAUGGGAUUCUUCUCUUAGCAACUACAUGAAAGAGCUGGAAAAGUCAAAGCCUGUUAUUUUGACUGGUGAUCUCAAUUGUGCUCAUCAAGAGAUAGACAUUUACAACCCUGCUGGAAAUAGAAGAAGUGCUGGUUUUACAGAUGAAGAAAGGCAAUCAUUUGGGACAAACCUUUUGUCAAGGGGUUUUGUGGAUACUUUCAGAAAACAACAUCCCAAUGUUGUUGGCUAUACUUAUUGGGGUUAUCGGCAUGGCGCGCGGAAAACUAACAAAGGUUGGCGGCUAGACUACUUCCUGGUCUCAGAAUCCAUAGCUGACAAGGUUCAUGACUCAUACAUUGUUCCUGAUGUUGCUGGAAGUGAUCAUUGUCCUAUUGGCCUAAUACUUAAGGUCUAGUUUUUUGCUGCUAUUAGAAGCGUAGUAAUAGAUAGGGGCACAAGGAUCAGUUCGGCAGGUUAUCAAACCUAACAUCAGAAUGCAAUUUCAUGGUGAGAGGUAAAAUGGAAUCUCACUUGGCUAGUUUCUUGAUCUCUUAGCAGUAUCAUAAUCUAUGUUUUUGGCAUCCUUUUGUAUAUAUGCCAAAAAUGAACUUUUAAUGAGAUGCCAGAAGUUUUGUAUUGGAAAAAAAUUCGUAAAAUUUGAAGCAAGUGGAAACUGAAAAGCCUUGUGCAGUUUUGCUAUUAUAUUGGGAGUUGGUUUGGAUUUUCAUGAGGGUGCUUGAGUAAUUGCAUUAUGUUAUUCAUAUUUUUCUGUAAAUAUUUGUAUGACAGACCAUACUAUGUUGACUUCAUGGUUUGCUGCAAAUUAUAGUGUUGACAUGUUAACCAGCCACUGCAAAUGGUGAAAUAUUUAGUGAAGAGAUGUUUUUAAACAAAACAGCUCUUCUGUUUACAGCU